Priapulus caudatus is the source of this 414-nucleotide messenger RNA. RefSeq names its product keratin-associated protein 5-4-like. The record is from RefSeq and is a predicted model, not a curated record. NCBI's taxonomy places the organism in Eukaryota, Metazoa, Priapulida, Priapulimorpha, Priapulimorphida, Priapulidae. The transcript has a single exon. The coding region runs from base 1 to 414 and encodes 137 amino acids.
AUGAAUGCUGCGGGAUGCUGCACGGCGAUUUGCUUGCAGGGAUGCGGGCAGGGAUGCUUGCAGGGCAUGCCUGCACGGGACUGCUGCAAGGAUGCUGAGGCGAUGCUGCAGGGAUGCUGUCAGGGAGCUGUGGGGAUGCGCGGGGGGAUGCUGCAGGGAGGCUGCAGGAUACUGCAGGGACUGCGACAUGAUGGCUGCGGGAUGCUGCAGGCGAUGCUGCAGGGAUGCUGCAAGGAUGCUUGCAGGGAUGCUGCAUGGGAUGCUAGCCAGGGAUGCUGCAGGGGAUGCUGCUGGGGAUGCUGCAGGGGAUGCUCGCAGGGCAUGCUGCAGGGAAAAUUCAUGCAAGGGCAUGCUGCAGGGAUGCUGGAGGGAUGCCUGCCAGGAAUUGCUGCAGGGAGGAUGCGGGGAUGCUGA